AGAAAAACAUAAAUAUUUAUUCAUUAGUGACAGAAAGAAUAACAUGCGCACUCUGAUUUUCUUAGGGCUGGUUGCAGCCGCUUUUGCGGCUGAACUUCCGACAUAUGCUUCCCGUGGUUCAAGGAUUGUUGGAGGUUCGGUGACUGACAUCAGCCAAUGGCCUGAAAUGGCUGCUCUGUUGGUUACCUUGGGAUCUGCUGGUCACGUGCAAUCCUGCGGAGGCACCAUCCUGAACCAGCGGUCGAUCCUGUCGGCUGCUCACUGCUUUGUUGGCUUCACGCCAGCGAUGUGGCAAGUGAGACUGGGCUCCACAAACGCAAACAGCGGAGGAGUUGUGUACGCAGUACAGCAAAUAAUCAACCACCCAUUGUACAAUACUCCGGUGAUGUUUGACAACGAUAUUGCGGUUUUGCGUGUUGCUGGUAGUAUCACCUACACCAGUAACAUCCGCGCGGGAAGCAUCGCUGGUGCCAACUACAACCUGGGCGACAAUCAAGUCGUGUGGGCUACUGGAUGGGGAUUAACCUCUGCGGGAGGUAGUCCUUCAGAGCAGCUGCGAGAGGUCCAAAUCUGGACUAUCAACCAAGACGUUUGCAGAUCCCGCUAUGGUGCUAGACUUACUGACAACAUGCUGUGCUCAGGCUGGCUGGACGUCGGUGGACGAGACCAGUGUACUCAAGACUCCGGUGGCCCCCUCUUCCACAAUGGUGUCGUUGUCGGCGUUUGUUCUUGGGGAGCCGGCUGUGCUGAUCCCUUCUUCCCUGGUGUUAAUGCCCGUGUAUCACGCUAUAUUGCCUGGAUACAAGCUAAUGCCUAAUUAUUGACUCUUUCGUGUUUUAUUUAAACAAUUAAAUGAAUUAAAGUUUCAUAUGUCGUCUUUAAA
Plodia interpunctella (Indianmeal moth) is the source of this 883-nucleotide messenger RNA. Its product is annotated as trypsin CFT-1-like. The record is from RefSeq and is a predicted model, not a curated record. NCBI's taxonomy places the organism in Eukaryota, Metazoa, Arthropoda, Insecta, Lepidoptera, Pyralidae. Gene Ontology annotation, molecular function: serine-type endopeptidase activity. Gene Ontology annotation, biological process: proteolysis. The coding region runs from base 44 to 817 and encodes 257 amino acids. The transcript is spliced from 4 exons.